AUGAGCAGGAGCCCCUCCUUUCAGGCACAACCAUUGUUCAUGGAAGACAUGACGUCAGGGAGAAAUGUCGCGGAUGUGAAAGGAAAUCCAAUAGUCUUGGUAGCUGAUCACCAAUCGGCCUUUGCACUAGUACCAAAGAGGAUUUGCUCGCAGCCUCUUGCAGCAUCUCUACAGUACCCUUGGUACUAA
Chondrus crispus (carragheen) is the source of this 189-nucleotide messenger RNA. RefSeq lists its product as hypothetical. NCBI's taxonomy places the organism in Eukaryota, Rhodophyta, Florideophyceae, Gigartinales, Gigartinaceae. The record is from RefSeq and is a predicted model, not a curated record. The transcript has a single exon. The coding region runs from base 1 to 189 and encodes 62 amino acids.